AAUCGGACAUUGUUCAAAAUUAUUCGAUUCGUAACGAUGGAAGAAUUGGAUUUACUAAUGCCACUUUUCAAUGGCCAAAUGAUUCAAAUAACUUCACAUUGAACAAACUGAAUGUCUUUUUUCCACCUGGAAAGCUGUCAAUAAUCCAUGGUCCUACGGGUUGCGGAAAGUCUGCCUUAUUGAAAGCACUGUUGGGAGAAAUGAAAUAUCUUGAUGGUUCUGUGUUUUUUCCAAAUGGGGAAAUUGCAUAUGUUUCUCAAACUGCAUGGCUUCAAAAUGGAACUAUUAGAGAAAACAUCCUAUUUGGCUCAGAAUUCGUUUAUAAUGCUGAAAGAUAUUUUGAAGUUUUACGUAUAUGUGAUCUUAAUAGAGAUUUGUCAAAUUUUACUUUUAGUGAUAAGAAAGAAAUCGGAGAAAGAGGAAUUAUGCUCAGUAAUGGUCAGAAGCAACCUGAUAAACGAUUUUUAAUUUUUAUCACAGGAAUUGCAUUAGCUAGAGCCAUCUAUUCAAACUAUAAUACCAUUAUUUUAGACGAUUGCUUAUCUGCUGUUGAUUCAUGCACAGAAAAACUUAUAUAUGAACAAUGUCUAAUGAGUGACUUGAUGAAAAAUAAAACUCGCAUUCUUGUAACACAUCACGAAAACUCUUAUGGUGCUGCUUUAAAAAUUUUUAUGAAAGAUGGCAUGAUAAUAAAUAAAGAGUAUUUGAAAAGGGAAGAAUUAAACCCAAAUCUAAAAGAAUCUGAAGAUGUAGUAUUACCAGACAUUGAAUGCACAGACAAAUUGAUUAAGGAAGAAGCAAAAGCCGAGGGCAGGGUCAAAUGGAAUGUCUAUAUGACAUAUUUAAAAGCUUCUGACUUUUUUUGGCUAUCCAUAAUUCUUUUAUUCAUAUUUGCACGGAUCUUUCAAACUCUUCAAGGUUUGUGGAUUGGUGAAUGGACUAAAGCCAAUGAUAAUCAAUUUUUUUUGCCCGACCUUCUUUUGCCCGAUUCCUUCACGAAUAAUAUUACCCUAAUCGUACAAUAUUUAUCACAUAAAUCCCAAAACGUCAAUUAUUAUCUCAGUAUUUAUGCGUUGUUUGGACUUUUAAAAAUUACAUCAAUGAUUCUUAGAUCUUUCUUCAUGAUAAAGUGCACUUUAAGUGCUUCUAAAAAAUUACAUGAUAAUCUGUUAAACAAAAUUUUAUUCGCUACUAUUAAAUUUUACGAUACAACACCAAUAGGGAGAAUUAUGAACAGGUUUAGCAAGGACAUGGAGUUAAUAGAUCAAAUAUUACCUUUAAACGUAGAAUCCUUUAUCAACUCAUGCGUUUCCGUUGUAUUUACGAUAAUUAUCAUUUCUAUUCGAGGGUUCAGGUUUUUUACAGCAUGUAUUGUCAUAACAGCAACAUAUAUAAUAAUUGGAAUUCUUUAUAUUUCUACGUCGAGAGAAUUAAAGCGUCUGGAAUCGGUUAAUAGGUCUCCAAUAUAUGCUUUAUUUGACAAUACUAUUGAAGGUUUAUCUAUAAUACGAACAUUUGGUGCCAAAAGAAGAUUUAAUAAAAACCUAUGGGACCUUAUAGAUCGUUAUAAUUGUCCAAUUUUAAUGAAUUGGGCAUGUAAUCAAUGUUUACAUGUUUAUUCCAGUUUUGCAGGAGGUCUAUUUAUGCUUUUUAUUGGUGCUCUUAUUAUUGAUGAUCUUUCUAAAGAAAUGGAUCCUGCUUUUGCUGGAUUUACAUUUAUAAAUACGAUAAAAUUUAGUAAUCAUAUCAUUCAGAUUAUUAAUACAUUUACAGCUGUAGAAAUGAACAUGAAUUCAG
Messenger RNA from Dentiscutata heterogama, 1797 nucleotides. The record is from the annotation of a GenBank genome assembly. NCBI's taxonomy places the organism in Eukaryota, Fungi, Glomeromycota, Glomeromycetes, Diversisporales, Gigasporaceae.